AUGUUUCACAACAAGACGAAGCUCUUUCUUAGCUGUAUAUCAUCCAAUUGUACCUUUAAGAAGCCGAAAGCAAUGGAUAUAGGAGUUGCAUUAUGGCUUUGCCCCAAGAAGAACACACAGCUUUACGACAAGCUAACCACUCUUAUGGGCUCAUUGAACACUCUAUUCCCCAAUAAGGCACCUAAGUUCGAGCCCCACAUCACAAUAACGACGAACGUAAGCGUCAAUUUGGAUGAUCCGGCGAAAACAAGAGACGAUGUCAACAAGAUUCUAUCAGCAAGUGCUGUUGCAUUGAACUCAUUGCCCCACAACCACUCCAAUUUGGUCACAUUGGGUAAAAUCGAUAGCCAGAGGAAGUUCUUCAAGAAGUUGUACUUUCAGGUGGCAAAAGACCCUAAUUUAAUCUCAUUUGCCAGGAUAAUAAGGGAGUUGUUUGUAAUAACACCACAGGAGAUUGAACAAGAAGACGCAAAGGUAAACCCCCAUCUAUACACCAAGGACAGCCGUGGGUUGCUUGUCAAGAGAAAGAAGCUGAAGAAGAACCAGCAUUCGAGAGAAAAAAGUACCAAUGAUACCAGUCUGGCAGGAGCCGGCUCCAAGGGCAGCGACGUGGCUACGAAGGCACUCGACAUGAAUAAGAUACAGGCCAUAGCUGCAACCAAAGCAUCUGAAUGGUGCAUUGGCGAGUAUGAUCCACACUUAUCGUUGGUGUAUAGUGAUCUUCAUCCUAUAGACAAUGCCUUGUGGCGAACCAUUAAGACACGAGUGCUGGACUACUUGAACGUGGAGAACUGCGACUCUGACGACUUGGUGGAUAACGGUCUUGGCUGGGAUGGUGGAGUUCUCAAGCUCAUCUUGUGCGAGGGAGACGUGAAUGACUGGGUGGAGCUAGGAAGUGUAGACCUACACUAG
Dujonia railenensis is the source of this 912-nucleotide messenger RNA. Lineage: Eukaryota; Fungi; Ascomycota; Pichiomycetes; Serinales; Debaryomycetaceae. The record is from the annotation of a GenBank genome assembly.